Molecule: messenger RNA, 1818 nt
Organism: Alosa sapidissima (American shad)
Lineage: Eukaryota; Metazoa; Chordata; Actinopteri; Clupeiformes; Clupeidae
Exons: 6
Coding region: 398-1537 (379 amino acids)
Molecular function (GO): zinc ion binding
Source: RefSeq, a predicted model, not a curated record
GGAGGAGGAGGGUUAGGGUUGACAGUGAGAGUUUACAUAAUGACUGGCUGACGGCACGGGACUUUUCUGCUGCAAACUAAGGAGGAGUCCGCUGUCUUGGUUUGUAUAGAAAUGGAUAUUAAGUGACACAUACACGCAAGACGGUGGAAAUACGGGACCGGUGGAAAUAGGGGGAGUUACGAUAUGAAGGUAAGUUAGCCACGCUAUGCUAUUUCCAAUAUUAGCAUGUUAGCCAGGGUUUGCUUUGUAUUUAUUAUAUUUUUAUUAUAUUGUAUUUAUUAUAUUUUGUUGUCUUGUCUUUGUGGUGCUAAAAAUAAAGUAAUUAAUUCUGUCCGCAGUCUCUAAUAAAGAUCAGGGUACAGGCGAGGUUAUCAUCAGGGCACUGUGCCAUAGGUCGAUGAAGAAGUCGGAGAAACCCCACAGUUUGAGUGUGGUCCUGAAGGAAUCAAACCCUGUGGAGCUGAUGCAUCACAGAUGCUCAUGCAUUGCAGGAGCAGCCCUAUGCAACCACUGUGUUGCUUUGUUGUUCCAAUCCGCACAUUACAGCCAGCUGAAUUUGUCUGUGGUACCUCCUGUGUUAUGCUGUACUGAGGGAGAACAGCAAUGGCACAAGCCUAGAACUUUGGGUGUUAAGCCAGGCCCAGUGGAUGGGAUGACAGUACUGUCUGCUAAACCAAAGGAGAGAGCAACAAAUGAAGGUGUAAGGAGCACACUCUACAAAGGCCUAACAGGGGAUUUACCUGACCUUUCCGUCCUUCGGGUGACGGAAGUGUACAACGAUUUCCCUGCAGCUGAGGUGCCGAUGAUCUGCAGCAUGGGCAUCACCUGUGAGAUCCCUUUGGUCGAAUCCGCCCUUGGCAUGGUUCAGGCUGGAAGCCCUUUAUCAUACCAACAACCAGCUAGAGCCAGGAGAGACUUGUCCUUCCACUCUGCACCACCACGUCCAUCUCUGCCACUUGAUAAUUAUCACCUGCCGCCAUCCACUUGUGUGUUUGUGUGUACCGAGUCUGAGCAGUUACAUCUAAAAAGUCUAGCGGUAAACUGGGACAUGGUGCGUAAAUUUGAAUGUGCAACAAGAGUGCAAAGUAAAUGUGCAGAAUGGCAUGAGCUCAGGAAGCCAAGAGUGACUGCAUCACGGUUCAGGGAGAUCUGCCAGGUUAAAGAAUGUGCCGAAGACAGUCUGGCUAAACGGAUACUUCAGGGAACCCGACAAACAGCCGCUAUGAAGAGGGGAAUCGAGUUAGAGGCGGAUGCUAUUUGGGAAUAUUGCCGAAUGAAGCAGGUAAACCACUAUCCCUGUGGAUUAGUCAUUCACCCAGAUGCCCCUUGGCUGGGGGCGUCUCCAGAUGGCUUAAUUUUUGACCCUUCUGAAUCCUGUGAGUUCGGUCUAAUAGAAAUGAAGUGCCCUAAUGUCAAAAGCUAUGUUGAUUGUCCAUACCUCCAAAUGAGAUCAGGCCAGUUAGAGCUUAAAAAAAUCACAUGCAUAUUACUGGCAAGUGCAGGGGCAGAUGUUAGUAACAGGCAUGAACUGGUGUGAUUUUGUCGUGUCAGCUGAAGAUGAUGUCUUCAUCCAAAGAAUCUAUAGAGACACUGAUGUUUUGGAUGUAAUUAGACCUAAAGUAGACAGGUUCUACUUUAAUGUUUACAUGCCGGCUUGUCUGCAAGUUGUUUAAAUAUGUCAAAUUGAAAUCUAAAAUAAUAUUCUUUGUGUAAAUAACUGUAAAUAAUUGUAAAUAACUAUACUGGUGUGUGUAUGUCUAAGGGAGGAUGAAUUAAACAUGAGGUAGCUGAUUUGACUAAUAAAGAGCUUUGAUCUCA